AUGAUUUCAAACAACAGUAGCCCAGAAAAUUUUAUAUUUAUCCAAAUGCUGGGUAUGGUCAAUGCCAUGAAAACAGGCAAUCCACAAGUGGAUAUGCUCAUUGCAAUGGCGUUGCCAUAUCUACUGAAUAUGCUACGAAGCGAUUUACUACGAUGGAUCAAGAAGUUAGUUGCCAAGGAGGUAAUAAUCGUCAAAGCUGACUUUGAACGUAACAUCACUCAUCGAUCAACUGUCACUGCGGGUGGCGUCCAUGUUGAUAUUGACGAAGAAAACUACAACUUAUGCCUGAUCAAGGCUCUUCAGCUUUAUGUGUAUUCUAAUUGUAAGCCUGACCUGAAACAAGCUGAAAUGAAUCUGACGUUACUUGGUGGCAACAGCAGCCAACAACGGCGAAAUGAUAUGUCCACGUCUGACUUGCUCAAAUCCUUCAGUAUGGUAGAGCGGCCACUGUCCAAACAGUGGUUGGAUGUUGGUACAUUCGCUGAUUCACCUGUAAAGCUCUUUAUGGAAGAUUCCUUGAGCAAUGGUAAGGAGGAUGGUGGCAAUAACGGCGGGACUGGAAGUAUCCGUGACAUGACCAUCCAAGUCAAGUCACCUUCUAAGCAAUCCAUCAAUGCCUUUCUGCAGGUUGCUUUCGAUUGGUAUACAGAUCAGCUGAAAAGCAUGGAAAACACCGACCGAUUCUUGUUCGAGUUGGAGAGCUGCUCCAGCCGAGGCCGAGAAAUUCCUAAUUUCCGUCGCUACAAGCUAGGAGAUGACAAGACCUUUGAAAGUCUCUUCAGCCGACAAUGUCAUGACCUCUUGACAAUCGUGGAUCAAUUCGAGUCCAAAUCUGGCAAGUACCGUAUCAAAGGAUACCCACACAAGCUGGGGCUUUUGUUGACCGGCCCUCCUGGUACAGGAAAGACCAGUCUGAUCAAGGCUCUGGCCCACUAUACGGACCGUCACAUUGUGAAUGUCCUAUUGUCUCGCAUUUCAACGAAUGCAUCCUUGAUGAAUUUAAUGUUCAACAAGAAAUACAUUACCAACGACAGUGGUGCCCACUCAUCUUUGGACUUUAAUCGAAUCAUCUACGUCUUUGAAGAUGUCGAUGCAUCUAGUGAUGUUGUCAAGUCCCGCAAGCUGAUUGCUGAGGAGAGCGCGGAGGCAGGUCCUGUUGAGGUCGUUGAAGCAUCCGCAGCAAAGGCCAGUAAGGAUGACAAUAAGGCCAGAAAGCGUGCUCAAAUGAGAGAGAAAAUGAUAGCCAAAAUGCGGGCAGACGCCGAUGGAGAGGACAAGCUGGACUUGACAGGAUUGCUAAACGCACUUGAUGGCGUCGUCGAUACACCCGGUCGCAUUGUGAUCAUGACGUCCAAUCACCCGGAGAUCUUGGACGAGGCCUUGGUCCGACCUGGCCGUAUUGACAAGCGCCUGAAUCUUGGAUACAUGAUUGCUCAGGACAUGGUCGAGAUGCUCGAGCAUUACUUUGAGUGCAAGGUAGACUCGAAAGCAGAAAUACGUAUCAGAGCAUUGAUCCAGAAUGGUAUGGACAUGACAGCCGCUGAAUUGGAACAGCUGGCAAUCGAGCAUGAGACUACCGAGGAACUGAUUGCAUCUUUGGAAAAACGUGAAUGA
Molecule: messenger RNA, 1614 nt
Organism: Cylindrotheca closterium
Lineage: Eukaryota; Bacillariophyta; Bacillariophyceae; Bacillariales; Bacillariaceae
Source: the annotation of a GenBank genome assembly